AUGGAAAGCCACCAGGAUUGUUAUAACUUGCAAUACGUCCAAUCGCCACUUGACGCGCCUCAUAUCUCAGAUUACGACGCUAUCUCGAAUCAUGUUGACCAAGGAAAUCAGGUUAACCAAGCUUUAUUGUAUGAUCAAAACCUUGUCAUGGGAUAUAUGCCAGCACAAUACGAUCCAGUUUAUCUCGAUUUAAGUUCGUCUGCCAUGUCAUCUCCUCCGAUCUCGGUUUCUGGCACCUCCUUCCUUGAGACUUACGAGUUGGAUUUAAAACCAGUGCAUUUCACUACACAUCCUUCUCCGCCCAUGUCAUCACCCAUUAGCGACCAAGCAUACGGUAACGUUGACCCAGAAAACAAGGAAGUCAAAUCAAUGACACACGAGCAGCAGCAAUACGAACAACAACAACAAAACAGCGUCAGCGCUGAAACUGCGGAGGACGUCAAACCCAUUUAUAAAGCUCAACAACAAUUCCCGUCACCGCCAACAUCGCCUUCUGCGCCACAUGCAUCUUCUGCCUCAAAAGAUUCAUCCAAAGUGGCAAUUAAACGUAAAAGGAUCACAAGCUAUGUUGAAGGCGAGGAUGAUAAGUCUGUAAAGAAAGUGGAGAAUAACGGCAAUGAACCCGUCUAUGUCAAUCCCAAGCAGUACAAAAGAAUUCUCAAACGAAGGAUCGCUCGUGAGAAAUUUGAGAGGAAACAUAAUCUAUCCAAAGAAAGAAAGCCCUACAUUCACGAGUCUCGACAUGUGCAUGCCUUACGCAGACCACGAGGACCUGGUGGUAGAUUCUUGAACGCUAAUGAAAUGGCAGAAAUAGAGAGACGAAAGAGCCUUAAUUCAAAUUCAUCUUCUUCUACAUGUGUGUCUCCAACCACACCAACUUGCUCUACACCUGGUAUUGCAGGUUAUGUAUAUGGCAACCUUGAAUCCUGGGAUACGACUUGGGAUAUGAAAAAUCAAAGUUAUUUUCCAGCAACCGUAGGACUCGUAGAUUCGUAUCAGAUAAAUACACCAUCGAGCGUGUAUGGACAAGAUUUCAAUUUUUCGCAAUCGCAAACAGCAUCCCCCGCACCGGGAAUAUUUUAUAACGAUAUUUCGUUAACAUCAACCAUGAAUGAAAAUAACCUUCAUGCGUGGGAAUAUUAG
Messenger RNA from Funneliformis caledonium, 1143 nucleotides. NCBI's taxonomy places the organism in Eukaryota, Fungi, Glomeromycota, Glomeromycetes, Glomerales, Glomeraceae. The record is from the annotation of a GenBank genome assembly.